Anthonomus grandis grandis is the source of this 890-nucleotide messenger RNA. RefSeq names its product ribosomal RNA-processing protein 7 homolog A. The transcript has 2 exons. Lineage: Eukaryota; Metazoa; Arthropoda; Insecta; Coleoptera; Curculionidae. The record is from RefSeq and is a predicted model, not a curated record. Gene Ontology annotation, molecular function: RNA binding. Gene Ontology annotation, biological process: rRNA processing; ribosomal small subunit assembly. The coding region runs from base 99 to 827 and encodes 242 amino acids. Gene Ontology annotation, cellular component: CURI complex; UTP-C complex.
UCAUAAAACAUGUCAUAGCAAAAAAGUUAGGUUCGAAAAAGUGGUUCACUAUUUUGAAAUUUGAAUUCAAACAAAAAUUGUAUUUAGUAAUCAAAAAAAUGAUUUCUCAACCAAGAAAAGUACAGGGAUAUAACGUUAUUUCAGUGAAACUAUCCCAAGAUACCAGCACAUCCCGGGACUUCUUCGUAAAACCAAACUCCGCGAAAUUCGCAAGAAAAGACAGACCUGCAGAUAGAACUUUGUUUGUCCAAAACAUCCCUCCAUACCUAUCUGAAGAAGCUUUAAAAAAAUUAUUCACACUUACAAAUGAACCUCAUUCUGUGCAAAUUGAAAACUCUUCACAAGGUUGUGGUAAGGUGGCUUAUGUAGUAUUUAACACUCAGGAACAAUUUAAGAAGGCUUUGAAUGCAAAUAGCUUAACCCUUGGUGACUUUCCUUUACAUGUUGGCUUAGAAAAAUGGAUUUCUGAGUAUAACAACUCGAUAGUUGACCACAACAAACUUUCCACUGAAAUUACUAAGUUAAUGCAGACAUUUGAUAAACAGGAAGCAGCUGAAAAGAAAAAGACAACAGAAGUUGACGAUGAGGGCUGGACAGUUGUAACUGGAAAGGGACGCAACCCUGCAGUAGCAAAUAAGGCGAGCACCCAAAUUAAGCUGAACAAAAAGGUGGAGGAAGGCAAAAAGAAGAAAGAAUUGAAGAACUUCUAUUCCUUCCAGAUAAAAGAGAGUAAAAAGAAGAAUUUAGAGGUUUUGAAAAAAAAUUAUGAAGAGGCUAAGAAAAAAGUUAACUUAAUGAAGAGUCAGAGGAGGUUUAAACCUUAUUAAGGCACUGUUUAAUAUUUGUACUGAGUGUAAAAGAUUAUUUUUUAUUAUAAGUUUGUAGUUUUA